This is a messenger RNA of Patiria miniata (bat star), 3240 nucleotides long. RefSeq lists its product as uncharacterized. Gene Ontology annotation, biological process: positive regulation of inflammatory response. Gene Ontology annotation, cellular component: cytoplasm. The coding region runs from base 54 to 1817 and encodes 587 amino acids. Lineage: Eukaryota; Metazoa; Echinodermata; Asteroidea; Valvatida; Asterinidae. The transcript has 11 exons. The record is from RefSeq and is a predicted model, not a curated record.
CAAAUAUCUCUGAAGUAACAAGUCUCUUAAGAGCAUGCGUACAACACCCUGCCAUGGUAGUCUGCAAUAUCAACGACACUGGGGUUACCAGUCAGGAACCAACUACACCAAGUACCGGCACGGAUGUUUUAUUCGACAGCGCUAUCAGGAGUAACUUGACCUCACUGGGCGUGGCCAACUGUUCACUGAGCGACGACAUCAUCGCAGCCUUGGCCAAUCAGCUGCCUGGAUCACUACCAAACCUGUCUGAACUGGAUCUGACCGGAAACGGUGCAGUGACAGCAGACGCACUUCCUUUCCUUAUGUCGCUCAUUGGAGCAAGUGAUCAUGCAAGUGGAUUACAGACCCUUCGCCUAGGAUCCCUCAGCACCAACAGUCUCCCGUCCAUUAUACAAGGCUCCACAGUGACCUGGGGUAACCUCAAAAGCCUUGACCUCCGCCGGGUCAAGAUGACCCCAGUGGAGGUGGGAAGCUUGGGGGCACUGUGCACUAGACCGUCGGGUCUUGCCGAUCUGUGCCUCGAUGGAUUGAAGUUGUCCAAGUCAGAUGCUUUGGAGAAACUUCUGGGCUCAGGCUCAUCACGCAGUAUAGAGUCACUGUCAUUGGCUGGCUGUGCACUACAAGACUCAGACCUUGCACCAAUCACAGCUGCUGUUACAGAGGGCUUGGCCAUUCGGUCCCUCAAGCUGCCGGCCAAUAGAAUCACGGAUACUGGAGCAGGUAGCCUGAUGGAGGCCUUUGCAGCGAGAGGCACUGAGUGUCCUCUGGCAGAGUUGAAUUUAGCCAAUAAUCAGAUCCGUGACGGCUGCACAGAAACUGUGUCCAAGUUGAUCAGCACGGCACCCAGACUUCACUCACUGCUCUUGGGACACAACGCCUUCAGCGGGACCAGUCUCAAGACAAUACUGGCCUCCCUGUGCACCAUGGAUUGUACAAGCCUCAGAGUUCUUGAUCUGUGCAGUCAGGACUCCCAGGUGGAUGAAAGCGAAAUGGAGGAAUUACUCAGCUUGGUAGCUGAAAAAUUGGGCUACAGGAUGGAUGAGGCUGAGGGUGUCAAACGGUGUGGUACAAGCCCCCUACCCUGCCACCCCCAGGGGCUGACAAUCAACCUGACAGGGCUGGGGGGCUCUGGGGAGACAGGCCAAGCCCUGGACAGUCUGGCGGUCAAGACAGACUACGUGAGGGUACAGCGACCAUGGCUGGCACUGCAGCAUUCACUGGAGAUUUCUGAUUGGCUGAGAGGGUCGCUUUCAUCAGAAUGUAACAACUCGGAUUGUGGCCAGUGCAGCUUGACGUCAGUUGAGUGGUGUCAGGUUCUAGGCUUACCAAAGGACCCCUCGCUACCCUCAUGGCUUCAGGUGUCGGAGCAUCGCUCCAGAGCCGUGUACUUGACUGGACUAUCAGGGGGCGUGUCAGCCGGCAAGCUGGAGGGUGAUCUGGAGUCAGAGGCUGACUGUCUUGUCAAGGAAAUCUGCAUCAUGAAGGAUUUCAUUGUGAGGCAGCCUAACGGGAUAGCCUGGGUGUUGAUGGCUGAUGACUCCUCAGUUCAGAAGGCUCUGGAGUUCUUCCACGAAGGAAAAGCUCUUAUGUUCAGCCAACCCUACGUGAUAUCCCAGGUCAAGCUGUCCGUCAUAGCUAGUGAUUCAGAGGGAGAAGAUCUUACAAAAGCAAGAGUUGAUCUGGAGGCAAGGGCUCAAGAAGCGGCAAGGGAAAAUGCAGAGCACCGUGCCCUGUUAGCAUCAAGCUACCAAGCUUCUCAAGAGAGACAUGAGUACGCCAAGGCCAACCCAGCCUAUGCUGAUGGACGGAUCUGGUGAUUGAGAGUUAGAGAUUCAGCUAGGAGACAGAGCGAACCACUCAGUCACACCCUGUCAGUAUCCAGCUAACUCGCCUCUCGAGAAAGACAAGAGUAUGCCAAAGCCAACCUGGACUAUGCUGAUGGAAGGAUCUGGUGGUUGAGAGUUAGAGAUUGGGCUAGGAGACAGAGCAAACCACACCCUGUUAGCAUCCAGCUUACACGCCUCUCGAGAAAGACAAGAGUAUGCCAAAGCCAACCUGGACUAUGCUGAUGGAAGGAUCUGGUGGUUGAGAGUUAGAGAUUGGGCUAGGAGACAGAGCAAACCACACCCUGUUAGCAUCCAGCUUACACGCCUCUCGAGAAAGACAAGAGUAUGCCAAAGCCAACCUGGACUAUGCUGAUGGAAGGAUCUGGUGAUUGAGAGUUAGAGAAUGAGCUGGAAGACAGAGCAAACCACACCCUCUCAAGAAAGAGGCGUGUUUUGUGUUUGAGUGUGAUUGUAAGCUGUUCUGAUAAAUUGUUGUGGAUUUGUUCUUGUCUUUUAAACUGUUUUUAACACACGGGGUGUUGAUGUUCAUGUUUUUAAUCAUGAUGGUUAAUAAUAAAUUGAAUAAAUUGAAUUGAAAUUGAAUUGAAGACAUGAGUAUACCAAGGCCAACCCAGCCUCUGGUGUUGGAAGGAUCUGGUGAUUGAGAUUUAGAGAUUUAGCUAGGAGAUGGAGACAACCACACCCUGUUAGCAUCCAGCUACCAAGCCUCUCAAGAGAGGGAAAGGAGGAUGCUGCAAGUCCCACCCUACCGUAGACAAAGACAGCCACACCCUGAAGUUACCUGAAGUUUAGACAUGCCGUCCCAUUGGACAUGUGCUGAUGAAAGGAUCUGAUUUUGAGAUUCAGAGAUGCUGUUUGUAGACAUGCAGAGAGCCACAACUUUUUAGCAUUCCAGGAAAGAAGAUUUCUAGAUUUCUAGAACACGCAGUUUUGAAAUCGGUAUCGUUUUGGAAGAUGAGAAAUGUUUCCUUUUAUAUACAUGUUCAGUGUAUUAUAUUUGAAGUGGGUUUGAUAUUUUGUGCAAUGCUAUGCAAGAUUUUAGGUUUGGAGGUAUACAGAUCCCAGUUUUCCAUUGACCAAACCUAAGUCCAGCUAUGAUAUGUUGGGAAAUUAAAUAUUACAUUUAAACCAACUAAUGGAUGUUUAAACAUGGACUAAAGAUUUGCUUGCCUUUUUUUAGAUUAAAGGUUUGGUGUUUUCAAACAAUUUUAUAGAUCUAUGCAUAGUUUGACAAAUGCUUGUUAUCCGUCCAAACGAAUGUUAGUCAGUGAAAUAUUUCCCCAAAAUUCCAUUUUUGUAACAGUAAAUUUGAUAUAUACAUGUAUAUCGGAUUUUAUUUUAGUUCAAUUGCAGUUUCAGAGAGUUCCAUAUUAAAUUUUAUUAUUUAAGGUAA